Messenger RNA from Lecanosticta acicola, 1513 nucleotides. The record is from the annotation of a GenBank genome assembly. NCBI's taxonomy places the organism in Eukaryota, Fungi, Ascomycota, Dothideomycetes, Mycosphaerellales, Mycosphaerellaceae.
AUGGCGCUCGACCCCGCGUUGAAUAUCGAAGUAUGGACAGAAUAUGCGAUUAGCAUCUGCUUCUUCUUUCUGCGCUUCUUCACGAGAUUCAAGCUGCUCGGCUUCCGCAACCUCGAUGGUACGUUCGGCCUCGAUCCCCGAAAGCGAGCUCCAUGCUAACAUGGAAACCAGCCGGCGAUGCAUUUGCUCUCAUGGCCAUGGUACGUCUGCGUCUGUAUAGAACACUCUGUCAACGCGAUGCUGACACGGCGCUCGAGAUAUUCUACUCGCUGGAGACUUCCGGGAUAUAUCUGCUUUGUACGUCUCUCCACAGGGACAGCCUGAGUCGUCCUCUGGGUAAGACCCUCGCUAAUGAGACAUCCAGCGGGCUUUGGCUACAACGUCGGUCUCAACGCCCAAACCGCUCUGGCUGUACCAGAUGACCAAGUUGCCAGCCUUGCCAUGGGUUCAAAAUUGGCGUAAGUAUCCCAUUGUAAUGGUGACCGCAGCUCAGCUGAGUCUUUCAUAGCUUCAUCAACUGGAUAUGGUACAUCAACUUGCUGUGGUCCCUCAAGGGCGUACUGAUGGUCAUCUAUUUCAAGCUGGGGACGGGCGUACCUAGACAAGAGGUUGGAUCCCGUCUCUGACCAUUUGAAUGACUUCAACUAACACUUCUCAGCUAAUUGUCAAGCUCGUGGCUGGAUUGGUCGUCUGCACGUGGCUUGCUUCGCUCUUGACGCACAUUUGCGGAUGCACGCCUGUAUACAAAGGUUGGCAGAUCAAGCCAUAUCCUGGUGGUGCGUUUUCUCGGAUGUCCCUUUUCUGACUUGUUGCUAAUCAUUCCAUCACAGACCGCUGCACGUUGCGCCAAGCCAAUUACAUCGUCAUUGGUGUUCUGAACUGUGAGGACAUGGCUUUCCUGACACAACGACAGCGUGGAGCAAGGUCACUGACACGAGUCGUUGUAGGCGUAUCCGACAUGGCGAUCAUCCUCGUGCCGAUGCCGCUGCUCUUCAAGGUCAAAGUACCUCCCCGGCACAAGCUCGUCCUCAUUGCACUCUUCUCGCUCGGUCUCUUCGUUGUUGUUGCGACUAUCCUCCGCUCGUACUAUUCGCUCAGGUCUCUCGACAGUCUGACAAUCGCACUGGGCUGGGCGAGCCGGGAGACCAUGGCUGCAACAAUCGUUGCCUGUGCACCUGGAAUCAAGCCACUUUUCUCUGGCCGCCGAUGGUACAAUUCGGCUUCCGACCACUCGGGCAACAAGCUCUCGUACGAGCCGAAGAGCAUGUCGAGAAAAGCGUCCGCCCGUCGAGCAGAUAUUUCCGUCACACAGUCCGUAGAUGUGACGAGCACGAAGAACCCUAUGGCGUUUGAUUUCGAACUGAACAACUGGGUACGCCCCCACGGCAGCUCCGGCGAAAGCGACGAAAGGAGAAUCAUGUGCGAAGAGCGCGCCGAGAGCCACAAGGCGGACGAUGUCAGAAGCGCGACCUUCACUACGGAGCAGGUAGUGAAGACCAAAGACCAGGUCUGA